Molecule: messenger RNA, 1299 nt
Organism: Penicillium longicatenatum
Lineage: Eukaryota; Fungi; Ascomycota; Eurotiomycetes; Eurotiales; Aspergillaceae
Product: serine/threonine-protein phosphatase
Exons: 3
Coding region: 1-1299 (432 amino acids)
Biological process (GO): double-strand break repair via homologous recombination; peptidyl-serine dephosphorylation
Cellular component (GO): cytoplasm; nucleus
Molecular function (GO): protein serine/threonine phosphatase activity
Source: RefSeq, a predicted model, not a curated record
AUGAGUGACUUAGACCGGGCGAUCGAGCAGCUGCGGGCCUGCCGCCUGAUCCCCGAAUCGCAAGUACGCGAGCUGUGCUACAAGGCGCGUGAGCUCCUAAUCGAAGAAGGCAAUGUCGUCUCCGUUGAUGCCCCAGUAACUAUCUGUGGUGACAUCCAUGGCCAAUUCCAUGACCUCAUGGAGCUAUUUCGCGUCGGCGGCGACGUGCCUGACACCAACUACCUGUUCAUGGGCGACUUCGUCGACCGCGGUUUCUACUCCCUCGAAUCCUUCCUUCUUCUCCUCUGCCUUAAAGUCCGUUAUCCCGAUCGCAUGACCCUUAUCCGCGGGAACCACGAAUCGCGACAGAUUACGACUGUCUACGGUUUCUACGACGAGUGUAUCCGCAAGUACGGCAGCGCAAAUGUCUGGCGCUACUGCUGUGAGGUUUUCGACUACCUGGCGCUGGGCGCGAUCGUCCUCGGCGCCAGCUCUGAACUUGAGCCUACUGGCUCUGGCAUGAAUGAUACCACCCAAUCAACCAUGCCAAUCGACGACGGUGAGCUGGAAACGGAGGUGUUGAAUUCGCGCGGCGAGGUCACUAUGAGCACCUACCGCCAGCGGCAGCGCGCGGCUUCCGACAUCUCCUCCGACACACAAAAUAUCUCUCCUCCACGUGAUAUCUCGGCUGCCCCGAGCCAGACUGGGGCUCCGAUACGCAAUGGAGUACCGGGCACCGGUGCAAGCGGAGACGGGAACGGCAGCUUGGCGGCGAACCGCACGGGCGCUGUUCUCUGCGUGCACGGUGGACUAUCGCCGCUUAUUGACUCUGUAGACAAGAUCCGACUGAUAGACCGGAAGCAAGAAGUGCCACAUGAAGGCGCCAUGUGCGAUCUUCUCUGGUCCGACCCUGAUGAGAUUGAAGGAUGGGGCCUCAGUCCCCGAGGAGCCGGGUUCCUCUUCGGUGGCGAUAUCGUGAAGUCAUUUAAUCAUCUCAACGGCCUGUCCCUGGUUGCCCGAGCCCACCAGCUCGUUAUGGAGGGGUACAAGGAGAUGUUUGACGGCGGUAUCGUGACCGUGUGGUCCGCUCCGAACUACUGUUACCGCUGCGGCAAUGUUGCAGCAAUACUCGAGCUGGGCGAAGAUGCUAACAAUGGCGGAACGGUUUCGCGCAGUAAUGGAGAAUAUGGCCGGAGUAACGGCGUUGGAGAAUUAAACACAGUUGUCAGCCCUGGGAGAAGAUACCGUGUCUUCGAGGCUGCGGCCCAGGAUACAAGGGGCAUGCCUGCGAAGAAGCCCGUCGCUGAUUAUUUCCUGUGA